AUGAAAUGUGACAAGUGCCAAUCCACUGGAAACAUUUCAGAGAAAAAUGCAAUGUCAAUGAACAUCAUAUUGGAAAUGGAACUAUUCGACGUCUGGGGUAUAGAUUUCAUGGGACGAUUUCCAUCGUCAAAUGGCCAUAAAUACAUUUUGUUGGCCGUCGACUAUGUUUCCAAAUGGAUUGAAGUGGUUUCAUGUGUUGCAAACGAUGCGGCAACAGUCUCCAAGUUCUUACAGAGAAACAUCUUCACUCGUUUUGGCACACCACGUGCCAUAAUAAGUGACAAAGAAACCCCCUUUGUGAAUCGUAUCAUUAACAAACUGCUGAUCAAAUACAAUGUCCACCGUAAGAUCGCCACCACAUAUCACCUUCAGACAAACGAACAAGCCGAGGUUUCUAACAGAGAAAUCAAGUUUAUUUUAGAGAAGGUGAAUCCAUCACGGAAGGACUGGGCCAUGAAGCUUGACGAUGCCUUGUGGGCAUAUAGGACUACUUAUAAGACGCCCAUAGGCAUGUCACCGUAUGCGUUGGUGUUUGGAAAGGCUUGUCAUCUACCGCUGGAACUAGAGUAUAAGGCAAUGUGGGAAGUUAAGAAGCUUAACUUUGAUCUUAAGGCUACAGGGGAAAAAAGAAAACUCCAGUUACUUGAGCUGGACAAAUGUAGACUACAGACAUAUGAAAAUGCCAAAAUUUACAAAGAACACACGAAGUGA
Molecule: messenger RNA, 711 nt
Organism: Benincasa hispida (wax gourd)
Lineage: Eukaryota; Viridiplantae; Streptophyta; Magnoliopsida; Cucurbitales; Cucurbitaceae
Source: RefSeq, a predicted model, not a curated record